Messenger RNA from Phialemonium atrogriseum, 1668 nucleotides. Its product is annotated as cytochrome P450. The transcript is spliced from 7 exons. Gene Ontology annotation, molecular function: monooxygenase activity; iron ion binding; heme binding. The record is from RefSeq and is a predicted model, not a curated record. Lineage: Eukaryota; Fungi; Ascomycota; Sordariomycetes; Cephalothecales; Cephalothecaceae. The coding region runs from base 1 to 1668 and encodes 555 amino acids.
AUGUCGCUCUUUACAAAGACAGCCCUGUCGGGCCUACCAUCCAGUCCUAUUGCUCUUGCUCUGGUGUUAAUCGCUCUGCUGCUCAUUGUCAAACUCGCCAAGGUUGGCCGCAGACCUCCCGGUCUACCGCCCGGUCCUCCGACAGUGCCACUCCUAGGCAACUUGCAUCUUAUGCCCACCAAGAAGGCACAUUUGCAGUUCCAGAAAUGGGCACAAGAAUACGGGCCGGUGUAUUCCCUGAUGCUGGGCACAAAACCGGCCAUCGUGCUUUCUUCAGACACCGCCGUCAAAGACCUGCUAGACAAGAGAAGCGGCAACUACUCGGACCGACCUGACAUGUUCAUCGGGCAAAGAAUGGCCAGCGGAGACUUGAGACUCGUGGUUAUGAGAUACGGAGACAAGUGGCGAAUGGUCCAUCGCAUGAUCCACAACAUCUUGAAUAUAAAGGCCGCCGUGACGUACGUUCCGUAUCAGGACCUCGAGUGUAAGGUGCUGCUCCAGGGAUUGCUCGAUACACCAGCAGACCUCCUCUCCCAUAUCAGGCGGUUCACCUACUCUCUUUCCACCCAAAUGAUCUUUGGAUAUCGCUGCGCCGACAUGAAGGACCCGAAUCUUUUACAGCUGUUCGAGUGUUUUAGCAAUUGGGGCCAGCUCUCAGGGAGUUCAAGCGCACAGCUCGCAGACCUAUAUCCCCUAAUCCAGAAGUUACCUGACUGGAUCGCGCCGAACGUCCGCUACGCCAAGAAACUGCACAAGAUCGAAAGACGGUUAUAUGUCGGCCAUUGGCUAAGAGCGAAGAAUGCGCUCGAUGCCGGUACAGGACUGCCAUGCUUCUGCAAUGAUAUAUACCGGUCCCAGGUGGUCGAGAAGUUUGACGAUGGCCUUGCGGGCUACAUCAGUGGCUCACUGCUUGAAGCAGGCUCCGACACCACGGCAUCAACACUCUAUGGCUUUGUUCUGGCGAUGCUGGUCUUCCCAGAGGUGCAGAAGAAAGGUCAAGAGGAGAUUGAUCGAGUUGUGGGACCUGAUCGUCUGCCGACAAUUGACGACUACGAGCAGCUUCCCUAUGUCCGUUGCUGCAUCAAAGAAAGUUUGCGUUGGAUGCCUACCGUCAUUCUCGGUGUGCCUCACGCGUCGCUCAAAGAAGAUAACUAUAUGGGUUAUACUAUCCCCAAAGGCUCCACUGUGAUCAACAAUGUCUGGUCGAUUCACAUGGAUCCGAAACGGUCUCCCAAUCCACGAGUCUUUGACCCGGAGCGGUUCAAGGAUGACCAUACCUCUCUCUACCAGUCCGCCAUUGGAGACACAAAGAAGCGUGACAACUUCGUGUUUGGUGCUGGCCGUCGUCUCUGUCAGGGAAUCCACAUCGCCGAGAGAUCGCUCUUCCUGGCCAUUUCUCGAUUCUGGUGGGGCUUCAAUUUCUCUCCGGCAACUAACCUUGAUGGAACGCCUGUCCAGUAUGACAUUGACGAGCUGGUUGGUGGGAUCACGGUUCAGCCGGCUGACUAUCCUGCGUCCAUCACCGUCCGGAGUGAGGCAAAGGAGCGGAUUAUGCGAAAUGAAGUGGCAGAGUGCGAAAAGCUCCUAGAUCCGGUAACUCGACAGUGGAAGGAGGUGCCUAAAGGGAUGGCAUUCAGCACCUGGAUGCCGGAGAAGAUCGACGCUUGA